AUGAUCGAUCACGUCCUGGAGAAGCUGGAAGAAAGCCCAUUCCAGAUGCGUAAUUAUGCCAGCAAAACUUCAGGAGCCGCUAUCGUUCGUUCCAAGACUUCUCCCUCCUGGAUUGGAUGCGGGAAAGUCUUCUGGCACUCGUUGCUGGUGACACCAUAUAUGAGGCCUCCUGAGAUUAUUCUUGAGCCUGACAAUCAGCCAGGUAACUGCUGGCCCUUCCCAGGAAGCCAAGGGCACGUCUUCAUCAAGUUGCCCAGGGCCAUCUUUCCCACGGCAGUUACGUUAAACCAUGGAGUUCCAGCAACGGCCUACCAUGCAGACAGCACCUCCAGUGCUCCUAAGGACUUUGCUGUCUAUGGCCUGCAGGAAGAAGGUGACGAGGAAGGAACUUUGCUAGGAGAGUUCACCUUCACGCCAGGCCAGGAUCCCAGUCAGACCUUCCAGCUGCAGAAUGAGCACUCCGGGUUCAUCAAUUACAUCAAGCUGCGAGUGCUGAGCAACUGGGGCCACCCGGACUAUACCUGUGUGUAUCAGUUCAGGCUCCACGGCAAUCCAGCCCCUGACGGUGAAGCUAAGGGAAAGCCACUUGGUUUACCUUUCAUGGAGGAGUCUCCAGAUCUGAGCCCGUGACAGGGGCACAAA
Molecule: messenger RNA, 642 nt
Organism: Lagopus leucura (white-tailed ptarmigan)
Lineage: Eukaryota; Metazoa; Chordata; Aves; Galliformes; Phasianidae
Product: SUN domain-containing protein 3-like
Exons: 5
Coding region: 1-630 (209 amino acids)
Biological process (GO): nuclear envelope organization
Cellular component (GO): meiotic nuclear membrane microtubule tethering complex; nuclear envelope
Molecular function (GO): protein-membrane adaptor activity
Source: RefSeq, a predicted model, not a curated record